Molecule: messenger RNA, 462 nt
Organism: Thelazia callipaeda (thelaziosis nematode)
Lineage: Eukaryota; Metazoa; Nematoda; Chromadorea; Rhabditida; Thelaziidae
Source: the annotation of a GenBank genome assembly
AUGGUACGACUAACACAGCUAACACAGGUUGCCCUGUCCAGGCCCUCAUUUUCUGUAUCUCCAUGGGAUGUAGUCUCUCCAGCUGCUAAAAAUAUCAAAUUUACCUAUAGUGGAAAAUGGGCCAAAAUUCUGCGGUAUUAUAUGUGGACAUAUGGAUGGAGCGGGAGGCGUUAUGGAUUACUUUUUCAUGAUCAGGUUUUUGAACCUGCUCCUGAAGUAAAAGAAGCUCUACGACGUUUGAACUUGAAAGAGCCUUGGCUCUUUGAUGAACGCAAAAUACGACUUUAUCAUGCGCAUACAUUAAAAGCUCAUGGUGAACAAUUACCAAAAGAGAAAUGGACCAAAUGGGAAGACGAAACUUGGUAUCUCAAACCGUAUCUAGAUGAAAUUGAGGAAGAAAAGCAAACACGUGCUAAUACAUCUGGGUUGCUUCCUGGUUAUCAGUUAAAGCAGCAUCAUUAG